Pseudomyrmex gracilis is the source of this 4434-nucleotide messenger RNA. RefSeq names its product sodium-dependent neutral amino acid transporter B(0)AT3. The transcript is spliced from 14 exons. The coding region runs from base 282 to 2462 and encodes 726 amino acids. Gene Ontology annotation, biological process: sodium ion transmembrane transport. NCBI's taxonomy places the organism in Eukaryota, Metazoa, Arthropoda, Insecta, Hymenoptera, Formicidae. Gene Ontology annotation, cellular component: membrane. The record is from RefSeq and is a predicted model, not a curated record.
UCGAUCGCGGACAAGGUCCUCGCGCGUUUCUUCCUUUGGUCCCGGCAGGUCGGUAAGGAUUUCGCCUCUUACGGUCUUCGCUCUCGGCGAACGAUCGUGGGGAGAACGUCCUUCCCGGACGUUCCUCUCUUGCGAAGGAUGUGUACAUCCGAAGCUGUAGCUACAUAAGCUGAGAAGAACAGAAUUCGGGGUUACUGUGUCAAUUACGGGAUGGAGCUUCUAGGCCUUUUUGUUUGAUCAUUAAAAGAAUCGGAUUUUCGACGGAUUAAAAACGAAAAGAUAUGGCGAACACGGCUCAUCUCGUUCGCCGGCAAAGCUCCCGCGACCUGAAGCCACAGAAAAGCGUCGAUAAGCUCGAGAUGAAAGAGAUGCGUGGUAGAUUGGUGGUGGAUAAUCGUAAAAGCACCACCGCUGUUAAUUACGGGGCUACUAACGCGGCUUUUGAAGACAGCAGUCCUAACAAGAGCAAGAUUGUAAACGGUCCGGGACCCGGUAACAACGACGGCAAGGCAAUUUUUCGGCCGGAAGCGGGUGAAGAUGAGCGCGAAAAUUGGGACAGCAAGUUGACUUUCCUUCUGGCGACCGUUGGAUACGCGGUGGGCCUUGGAAACGUAUGGCGGUUUCCCUAUUUAGCUCAGAAGAACGGCGGGGGCGCAUUUCUCAUACCGUAUUUCGUGAUGUUGGCCAUCGAGGGUAUUCCUAUAUUUUACUUAGAAUUAGCAAUCGGUCAGAGACUGAGAAAAGGCGCUAUCGGAGUGUGGAAUCAGGUAUCGCCGUACAUGGGCGGUAUCGGAAUCAGCAGCGCCGUAGUUUCCUUCAACGUGGCUCUAUAUUACAAUACUAUUAUCGCCUGGUGCCUAUUUUACUUCGUUCAGAGUUUUCAGUCGCAGCUACCUUGGGCGGAGUGUCCCAAUAAGUACUUUCAAAAUGGAUCUUACGCGUCUGAACCCGAAUGUUUGGUCAGCAGCCCGACGCAAUACUUCUGGUAUCGUACCACCCUGAUGAUAUCCAAGGACAUUAACACGCCGGAAGUGUUCAACUGGAAGAUUGCUCUGGCGCUGAUCAUCGCCUGGAUUCUCGUCUACAUGUGUAUGAUCAAAGGUAUCGCAUCCUCGGGCAAGGUUGUAUACGUGACCGCUACGUUUCCGUACAUCGUACUCAUAAUUUUCUUCUUUCGAGGCGUAACGUUAAAGGGCAUGUCGGACGGUCUGCGACAUCUCUUCAUGCCAAAAUGGUGGACGUUGACCGAUCCGGUAGUCUGGUUAGAGGCCGGAACGCAGAUCUUUUUCUCCCUGGGCUUGGCUUUCGGCGGUCUGAUAGCGUUUUCUUCGUACAAUCCGGUUAAUAAUAACUGCUAUCGCGACGCCAUCAUGGUCAGUUUCACGAACUGCUUCACAUCCAUGUUCGCGGGAAUCGUUGUCUUUUCAAUCAUAGGAUUCAAAGCCACCAUGGUUUACGAACAAUGCUUAUCGGAAAGGAACAACACGCUGAUGAGCAUAUUCGGCCAUCCCGAUAAGAUACCGGAAAAAAUACCGAUUAGCGGCACUCUGCUAAAUUUUACGGACGGCAAUGGGACGCUGGACAAUUUGAUAAUGCCGGAAUUGCCCGAGUGCAAUUUGGAAAAAGAGUUGGAUAACUCAGCAUCGGGCACAGGUCUGGCGUUCAUCAUUUUCACCGAAGCGAUCAACCAGUUCCCCGGCGCGCAAUUCUGGUCGGUAUUAUUCUUUCUGAUGCUGUUCACGUUGGGUAUCGAUUCCCAAUUCGGUACGCUCGAGGGUGUCGUUACCAGCAUCGUCGACAUGAAGCUCUUCCCGAACUUGAGAAAAGAAAUUCUGACAGGAGCGAUUUGUCUGGUGUGCUGCAUAAUCUCUAUGGCCUUCGCUCAUGGAGCUGGUAGUUACGUUUUCGUGCUGUUCGACAGCUUCAGUGGAAACUUCCCGUUACUCAUAAUCGCAUUUUUCGAGUGUAUAGCAGUGUCCUAUGUUUACGGCUUGAAAAGAUUUGCUGACGACAUUGAGUUGAUGACCGGCAAUCGGCCUGGUCUCUACUGGCUGAUAUGCUGGAAGUAUCUCAGCCCAUUGGCGAUGCUGAGUAUCCUGAUUGCGUCCUUCGUUGAGAUAUUCUUCGAAGGAAGCGGUUAUCCGGCUUGGGUAGCGAGUAAAGGCAUCACGGAGAGACAUGAAUGGCCUAUCUGGGCUAUGGUUUUGAUUGCGAUUCUCAUUCUCACCUCUGUUUUGUGGAUACCGGCAGUUGCUAUUUGCAGAUACUUUGGAAUUCUUAUUAUUGACGACAACGAAAAAGCUUGGUUCCCCGCGGCGGACUUGAAGGAGUUUCACGGAAUUAUGCCACACGAAGUAACAACGGCUGAGACAUUGCUGUUUUGCAUCAGAAGCGACGGUUCCGAAGGGCUGUGCUGUCCUACGGGCGGUUCCAGCGACGAUGAGGACGAGGAUCUCACCUAGGAUCGAUCUCGAUCGCGACGCGCGUUUCCGUGGAUUAUCUCGACUCGAGAAAUGCUCCACUUUAUUCUAUGACGACCACUCGCGACCGUACAUUCUUGGUCAAAAGUGGCUGUUAUCCGUUUUGGUGAACUCGGUCGAAUCGUAGUAAACGCAUCCGCGUGGUAGGAUCUUAUCUUAUCUAUUGUGUCAAUUAACGUAUAAAAGCUUCGGCGUCGUUAGGGGUCGUUUUCUUCACGGCGCAAAAAGACGGAGAUACAUUUUGUGAACUAGAUUUAUUUUAUUUGUUUCUUCUCCUCCCUAACUUCAACAGUUAUUAGUUGUUGGAUACAAAGUUUCUUUUCAAAGUUUGAAACUUCUCUGAUUAACAAAUCUAUAUACAUCAAGUGUAUCUGCAAGUAACACUGAUAAAGGAGCGAAUUUUGAGAAUGAUCCUGAAUGCAUCUCCGUCUGAGAGAUAUAGUGCGUUUGCGACUUUGAGUUUCUUUUAAGUGACUUUAUAAAAUUAGCUUUCGAAGCUUCGCGGAUACCAAAAACUAUUACGCAAUCGUCUGCACGAGCAAUUUUCGAGCGAGCGGCAUAAUCGCGCGUCGCGUGGACGGAAACGAGAAAUAGGGCGAUCUUUUGCGGAAGGAUCUCCCAAUUAUACAAGUUAAUAUGAUGAAACAUUUACUCUUUAGUGAUUGCGAUUACCGUCAGAUUUAAUAAGAUUAGCGGUAGGAGCCGUCCAGUGGACUUGGGUGGAUGUGCCCGAAAUGUUUUAGAUAGAUAGCGUUGGAUCAGAACAUUCGGAUCCUUAGAUCCGCGAAUAUUUGAUAAUAUAUUCAAUACUUCAAGACUCGACAGGUUUGUGGAUCUGUUAACCGCACUAUGAAUAAUUGAAAAUUUAACAAAAGUAUAAGAUAACAAAGGUACUUAAAAGCGUACAAAACUCUGUAGAAUCUAAGAAUUUUCAAGAAUAUUAAAAUAUCUAAGUGUCCAAGGAUGUGUCAGAUCUAAGGAUCCAGGAAUUUACGGAUGGAUCGUGGAUUACAAUAACGUGUGACAAUAAUUUAGGCUAAAAAAAAAUACGAUAAAAUUAUUGACAAUAAAUAAUCGGACUAAAUUAUGCUUGACAAUAAACACUGACUGACGUCGCGGAAUGCGACGUGCGAGAAACAAAGUUAGAGGAGACAAGAUUGAUUCGACAGAAUUAAGUGUUUCUUUGAACGAAGAGGAGAUUAUCAUCCUGGCCACGUAGGUUACUCAAUUAAUUAGUUUCUCGUAGGUCAAUUAUUAUUCUGUUUCCAAGCCUGUUGCGCGUGUUCAACUUCGACCUGUGACAUAUAAAUGCAAAAUAUUACAUAUAUUAUAUAUAAACAUAUAUAUACACACAUACAUAUAUAUUAUCAAAACUAGAUGUAUCAAAGUGAAUGUAUUGUUGUAUUUGAUCAGAGAAAUCAGACAAAAAUUCAGGUCGAAAAUGAACAUUGAAGAUGUCUCUAUAUCUUCCAUGUGAAACACAUUCUUGUUCAAAACCUUUCUCUUUUGUGACAAUACUCAGAUGGCCUGAUAUAUCUUCCGAUGAUACUUCGAAACUCAACUCUUUGCACUCUGAAUACCUUUCCGUAAACGAAAACUGAUCGAUAUUUAUUUUAUAUGUCGACAAUGUUAUCAUAUCUCAAGAUAGAAGAACUUCCUGCAGUAAUACAUACAGCAAUACAAAUACGAGCUUCUUGCUCCGCUAGAUUUACAAAUGUGAUUUUAUAUAGACACACAUAUUAUAAAACGAGAUAUUGCAGUGCAAAGAGUUAACGAGUUAAUGACUAAUCGGUUGUGGAGAGUAUUCGCCUAAAACGUACAAAUGUUAGUAUCGACAAUAAGUAGAAUUUCGUUUUUUUUUUCGAGUUAUUUACAUAUCAGUAAGCAAAAAACACACGUAACUGCGUUAGCAAUCGAGUAUAAAUUAGUUAAGCAAAUAAGUAAAAAAAUUGAA